CGGGGGGAAUCUCAGACGAUGCCGAACGCGUUGGAUUCCCUUCGCAGCCUCCGCGCGAUCUCGCGCGGGGGCGCCCUGAGCGCCUUCGCCCGGCGCUUCACCGCCGGGCGCGCGCUCUUCGCGGGCGACGACGCCCGCGACGGAGGCGAGACGGACGGCGCGUCCAGCGCUCAGGCGCGUCGCCAGCCGGCGGAGAUCGUGCGGAUCGACGUCAUGGGACGCGUGCAGUACUACCCGGUGUCCGCGGGCGAUCGAUUGAACGGCUACCCCGACAUGACCGUCCGACAGCUGUGCGACGCGCUCGACGCCAGGUACGCCUCCAGGAAGCUGCCGGCGGAGCGUCACGUCCAGCAGCUCGUCGCCAAGGUUGCCACCGCGGAUGACGCGACGACGGCGGCGGCGGCGAUGGCCAAGUUCCACCACCGUCGCGCCGCGGCGUUCGCCACCAUGAAGCUCCCCAGGAAGCGUCACGGACUCACCCCGCAGUCGCUCAUGAUGUUCAUCGGCGCGUGUCGACGCGUCGGGGCUGCAAGCGCCGCGCUCGCCGCCGCGGAGAAUCACAACGCGAUUGGGUUGCCGAUGAUCAGACCCGCGCUGCUGAAGCUGUGCGAGGCGUGCGAAGACGUCGACCAGGUGCUGAGGGUGUACGAGCUGUGGCAGAAGGAGGGGUGGGAGGUGGACGGCGCGAUCGCGGAGGCUGUGGUGAUGGCCGCGGCGAGGGUGGGCGAGCCCGACGCGGCGGAUCGGUGGCUGAAUGAAUUCAAGGGCGCCGGGAUUGACUCUUUCGACGCGGCCAAGUGCGAAACGGCGGUGGCGGCGAAGCGCGCGGAGAUGGCGUCGCCGCCGACAGACGACGGUGGUGAAGAUAAUGGGGGAGAGGAAGAGGGAGGGGACGAUGCCGAGGGCGAGAACGAGAGUAAGUGA
Molecule: messenger RNA, 924 nt
Organism: Micromonas commoda
Lineage: Eukaryota; Viridiplantae; Chlorophyta; Mamiellophyceae; Mamiellales; Mamiellaceae
Exons: 2
Coding region: 19-924 (301 amino acids)
Molecular function (GO): protein binding
Source: RefSeq, a predicted model, not a curated record